Callorhinchus milii (elephant shark) is the source of this 2576-nucleotide messenger RNA. RefSeq names its product glutathione S-transferase C-terminal domain-containing protein-like. Bases 91 to 2058 code for a protein of 655 amino acids. The transcript is spliced from 12 exons. The record is from RefSeq and is a predicted model, not a curated record. Lineage: Eukaryota; Metazoa; Chordata; Chondrichthyes; Chimaeriformes; Callorhinchidae.
AGACAAACCGCGGAGCGGAGGGACUGCACUGCACUGCACACACCGCGCAGUCACCGGACUACACGGACUACAUCAUUCUAUUGGGCCCCAAUGAAGGACAAGGGCCCGCGUGGCCCCACCUCAGAGCACCUGUACCUGGAGCUCACCCACCACUCACAGGACCUCGUUCUGCCACUGCACACCUCUGUCGUUCUGUUUCUGCUGUCCUACUGUGACUGCACAGCUCUGAAGCUGGUCCUGGUGCCCGAGGGCGAUAUCGUGGACAGUCACCCGGGGAAGAGAGGGGUACCACAGAGCCUUGCCAUUGACAUCCUCUCCCACCAGGAGCUGCCUGCAGUAGUGCAGAGCUGCCGCUUACCUGCACUGGUAGAAAAGGGUGGAAAUUUCUGCCGAGCUGGGCUGGCUGUCACGCUCAGGCACAUUGUACAGGGGACCUGCAAUGCAGAUCCUAGCAGGAAAGACGUCGCUGAGUUGCUUGGCUUCAAGAAGACUUGCUUAAAGGCUUGUGCUGAGGUAAGCCACUGGACAAGGCUGUGCGAAAUCAGCAUCCCAUUAGCUGUGGAAGCUUUUCUCGAGACGUCUCCCGAUCAGCGGGCAGUCAUUCCACCCGAAAUCCUGCACCUGGAGCGAAAGCUUGGGGAACCAGUCCGCGUUCACAACGAUGACAAGAUCCGCAGGCAGAAGCUACUGCACUUGUCCAAGGCGAAAGGCACGCAGCCCACUGCAAGCACAUCUGAAGGCCCCCACAGAAGAUCCCCUGAAAGAAAGGCUGAUACAGACCCAGAUGUAGAAAAGAACCAGGGGAGCAAUGCGAGCAGCGUGGAGCUCAGCGCUGCACUCUCCAAACUCAGUGUGGAGCCGCUACCGUCCGUGACCACUAGGGAGCCCUCUUGCAUUAGGAAAGUGAAGACCGUUGAUCUGCCAGCACUGGAGCAUGUGUUUGCUGAAGGUCUUUUCUUCACACUCACAGACCUGGUCCUGCUGCCCUGUCUUCAUUAUUACUUUGUUGCUCUUGGAGAUCGUCGAGAUGAGGUCCUGUCUUCUCUGCCUUUGCUGUCCCAUUGGUACCAGCGAGUUCAGGAAAUACCUGGAGUGAAGAGAGCGGCAGCCAGCUGCGAGAUACACUUUCUCAACAUCCCGACGGGUCCUAUGUCGUCCUCGGGCGUACGGUUGCCAAGCUCCAGCGAUUCCAUGGACUGCGAGCCAGGGAGCGACGACCUCCAUUUCCGAGGUGGCCCGAGACCCACCAUGAGCAAACUAGAAGAGAAUGGGAUUUCAGCGAAGUUCACUCCACACCCAUGUCCCUCAUGGAGCUUGGACUGGAGCAGCCUGCCGGUAGCUGUCAAUCCCACUGAAGGAAAGCUCCCCUGUGAGCGUGCCGUAAGGAAGCAGCAACAGUUGAACAGCCUGGUUUCUGUCGUGACAAGCCUAGCUAGGCCUGGUGACACUAUUGUUGAUUUCUGUAGCGGUGGGGGGCAUGUCGCAAUUGUCUUGGCUCAUACCCUACCAUCAUGUCAGAUAGUUCUGGUGGAAAACAAAGAGGAAUCCUUAUUGCGUGCCAAGGACAGAUGUGAGGAUCUCAGAUUGAACAACAUCUGGUUCAUCCAGGCUAACCUGGAUUCCUUCAAAGGACUAUUUAAGAUCGGGGUGGGGCUUCAUGCGUGCGGAGUAGCGACCGACAUGGUGAUUGAUCGCUGUAUCAAGGCCCGGGCAUCUUUUGUUAUCUGCCCGUGUUGUUACGGUUUCAUACAGAAUACGGUCAAGUUCACUUUCCCAAGAAGCCAAAAGUUCAAGGAUAUUUUGUCGUAUAAGGAACACAUGGUUCUUUCCAGGUUUGCGGAUCAGACAGCUGUUCAGCUCCCAGGAGAGCGUCGGAUAAUAGGAAAGAACUGCAUGGGGCUGGUAGAUCUGGAUCGAGCCUGGGCUGCAGAGGAACAUGACUACAAGGUCUUUGUGACGUCUAUGGAGCCAGAGAGCUGUUCACCAAAAAACAACUUGAUAGUGGGACGUUCCCCAAGCCAUGACUUCAAACCAAAUGCAGUGACACAAACCCAGUGAUCAAAGCCCUGGUGAGGACAGCUAGAGGAACAAGCUGUUCCAUGGCCUGGUGCCUGUCAAGCAGCCAUCAAGACAGCUUUAACCUUUGUUUUGCGAAGAGGGCAGCAGCACGAAGAGGCUUUGUUUCAUAGACAAUAGGCAGAGCGUCCCUAAUCCCACUACUGCUUGUGACAAAUGACUUCUUCUUACACCCUGGUGUGAGAAUGGAUCGAGACCCACAUAGUGAGUUUGAGUGAGGCGGUGGGAAGGAUCAGCUCAUUGGAAACACAGCAAGCCUGUUUUGCUGUCACUGACAUUCAUCUCAUUUUAACAUAUCUGAGCUCUAGUCGACAUUCUACAUUUUUAAACUGCUUUUCUGCUGAAUGAUGUUUUACCUACAAAUUGUCAGAAUCAUUUUUUUACUGUUGGAUAGCUAUGACAAGAAAGUUUGAAUGUCUUUUGUAAAUAAAUCAAUUCAAAUUGUAAAGUUAGUUUUAGGGCAUUCAUGCAUGCAAAAUCGCAUUUCAGCUCCCAAAAGU